AUGUCCGCUGCUGACUGUAAGGGAGAGGAGGAGCUGCUCUGCGUGCUGCAGAGCCUGGGUUAUGAACUCCCCACCAUCGAGCAUGAGGAGAAGAAAACCGUGGAGGCGGCGAACCUGGAGCUGCCACGUUUUGGUAUUCCUUGCACUGGUACAAAAAACAUGUUUCUAAAAGGUAAGAAAAAUGAAUUUGUACUGGUUACAGCAUUACACAACACCACUACCAGUAUCAAGCUCAUACAGACGCUGACAGGGAUAAGAGAUCUGCGUUUCGCCCCUGCUAAUGAUUUGAAGGAGAAUCUGUGCGUCGUGCAAGGCUGCGUGACACCAUUUGCUCUUGUCAACAAUUUGGAAAAGAAGAACAUCAUUGUGCUGCUGGACAAAAAUAUGAUGGAAAGCAGCAUACCCUUCGUAUUGCACCCUUGUCGGAAUGAUAAAAGCAGCUUGGUAAUGCCCUACCAGCUGGAAGCGUUCCUGAAGAAGAUCGACUACCCUUUUAAGGUGGUCAGCUUCAGUGAGGACGAUUCCCCUAAGGAGGCUAAACCGGCGGAGGUUGUCUCUCCUUCAAACGCCGUUGCUGUGCCUAUUCCGCAGGCGCCUGUGGUGGGUGAGACGCGGCUUGGGAUAAGCGCCGUUCGUGAGGAGAACUUCUCUGCGUGGUACACCGAGGUGAUCAGCAAGGGUGAGAUGAUUGAGUACUACGAUGUGUCCGGCUGCUACAUCAUGCGCCCGUGGUCCUAUUUCAUUUGGAAGUCGAUUCAGCGUUUCUUCGACUCUCGGAUUGAGGAUAUGGGUGUGGAGGACUGCUACUUUCCCAUGUUCGUAUCCAAAUCUUGCCUGGAACGUGAAAAGGAACAUAUCGAUGGGUUUGCACCGGAGGUGGCAUGGGUAACAAAGGCAGGGGAGACGGAGCUGGAAAUGCCCCUAGCCAUUCGUCCAACUAGCGAGACGAUCAUGUACUCUCACUACGCUAAGUGGAUCCGGAGCCACCGUGAUUUGCCGCUACGUUUGAACAUGUGGAACAAUGUCAUUCGCUGGGAGUUUUCCCACCCCACACCGUUCAUUCGCACACGAGAGUUUCUAUGGCAGGAGGGUCACUGUGCGUGGGCCACCGAGGAGGACUGCGCGCGCGAAGUGUGGGAGAUAUUGGACCACUAUGAAUCCGUGUACAGAGACCUCCUGGCAGUGCCCGUCAUUAAGGGAAAGAAAACUGAUAAAGAAAAAUUCGCUGGUGCCUACUACACCACAACUGUGGAGACCUUCAUUGAGGGCGUUGGCCGCGGCUGUCAGGGUGCAACAAGCCACCACUUGGGUCAGAACUUCGGCAAGAUCUUCGAUAUCCGUUUCCAGAACCCCGAAAAUCCCGAAGGGGAACCGUUGGUUCCUUUUCAGAACAGCUGGGGGUUCACCACACGUUCAAUCGGUGUCAUGGUGAUGGUGCAUUCUGACAACCGUGGCCUAGUUUUGCCACCGCGUGUGGCCUCAUUACAGGUGGUCAUCAUCCCAGUUGGCAUUACCAAAGGCACUACAAAGGAGGAGAAGCAACAGCUUCUGGAGGGCUGCAAGAGGUUGGAGGAGCAGCUCAGACGGUCCUCUAUUCGGGCUAAGGCGGAUUUGCGUGACAAUUACAGCCCUGGCUGGAGGUUUAACCAUUGGGAGUUAAAGGGUGUCCCCGUGCGCGUCGAGUUCGGACCGAAGGAGUUGGCGAGCAAUGAACUUUCACUUGUGAUACGCUUCAAUGGUGAGAGGCGCAAGAUGGUCUGGGACGAUGGGGUGGUCUCGAAGAUGAUGGAACUGAUGGAUGACAUCCACAACACCAUGCUCGCGAAUGCCAUUCGGAUUCGUGAUGAACACCUAAUUAAGAUCACCGAGUGGAGCGAGUUCGUGCCGAUCCUCAACAAGAAGUGCAUCAUUCUAGCCCCAUGGUGUGGCUCUGGGGCCUGCGAAGAUAAGGUGAAAAAAGACAGUGCCGAGGAGUCCAAGAGGCUGUUGGCACAGGAAGAGGUUCGCGAGGAUGCCCGGGCUCCCAGUAUGGGGGCAAAGGCUCUUUGCAUUCCGUGUGAGCAACCCAGCUCUGUGGAGAAAUUCAAGUGCAUAUGCCAAGGAUGUGAGGAAACUGCGACGAAAUGGGUGUUGUUCGGCCGCAGCUACUAG
Phytomonas sp. EM1 is the source of this 2151-nucleotide messenger RNA. The record is from the annotation of a GenBank genome assembly. Lineage: Eukaryota; Euglenozoa; Kinetoplastea; Trypanosomatida; Trypanosomatidae.